This is a messenger RNA of Sclerotinia borealis F-4128, 1698 nucleotides long. The record is from the annotation of a GenBank genome assembly. NCBI's taxonomy places the organism in Eukaryota, Fungi, Ascomycota, Leotiomycetes, Helotiales, Sclerotiniaceae.
AUGUCUCCAGAAGUUGUAUCGCCGGCACAUCCAGAUCGUCCCAUCAGACCUCUACCCAAGAGAAGUCUUCGUGAACGCCUCUCUCCCAAUGUCGCCGAAUCAAUCAAAUACCCGCCCGCACCCAAAACUCAAACUCCGUUGUUUUAUUACCCAUAUACUGUACAAGACGAUGUUGCGGCAAGUACCUUGGUAGAGUCUUCGCACCCAAAUGAGCAGCCCCAGGUAGAUAUUGUCGAUCAAAACUAUAUCCCGCGGCGGAAUGGAGAAGAUCCAGAAAGUGACGACGAGGAGGCUUACCGUACCACACGGCUCUACCCAAGACAAUCGACUGACAACUUUGGUCGUUCCUACCGCUUUGUUCAAAUACCCGAUUCAAAACACCCAAAUCCUCACCCUCCUGGCUCAAUUGCUUCAUCUGCGGAUGGUUAUGACUCGUUUGAAAAUACAAAUAACAAAAAGAAACGCAAGAUUCCCACACCUGGAGAUUCCAAUAUGAAUGGAGUUCACCUCUCAAAUGACUUAGCAGGCAUGGGAAUAUCUGGUCCAGACGAGGAGGAUGCCAAUGGUGCAGGAUACUACCAUGCUGGUGGCUCGGUAUCUCAAGGAUUGUCAGGUCCUGGAAGAGGCAGAUAUGGCCGAAAUCGCAAUGGCAGAAGUCCACUAAGAACUUUAUCUGAUGUUUCGGGUAAUUGGGGUAAUGGUCGCAAUUCCAAACAACGACAACCCCCGUGGCCAACACCUAGUAAGUUUUACUCACAUCAGUUUCAAACCGCGCUUAAUACUUACGAAUUUUACAAAGACGAAAGCGCAGGUAUCAUCACAACUGCGAUUGCGAAUGCUGAGAAAGAAAGUCCAAUAAAUCCAUCUCGAGGGCAAGAGAAUAUCAGUUUAUUGCAACAGCAGGCAUCAAAGAAACCGACCCCCACCUCUACUCAAUUCACUUUUACUUGCGAUUCUCAAGUACCCGCAGCGGUACCAUGGCCUGGGCCAAAUACUCUAAAUAUGCAUCAAAGUCCAGCUGCGAGGUCGAUGAUGACGCCUGGAACUCAAACAAACCCAAACAUGCAGAAUUAUGGAUCACAAGCUAAGCAAGGCUUUGCUGCAUCGCAACAAUCAGCGCAUACACAGAAGCAAAAUGUGCCACAAACCGCACCACCAAAAAGAACUCGGCGUCGAGCAAGCAAAGAAUACCAAAUUGCUGCUCGCCAGCGUCGUCAACAACAAGAAUAUCAGAACAUAAAUCAUCCUCCCAAUCCUGAAGAUAUUUGGAUUUGCGAAUUUUGCGAAUAUGAAAGUAUCUUUGGCGGUCCACCCGAGGCCUUGAUUAGGCAGUAUGAAAGAAAGGAUAGGCGUAUCAGGAAGCAGGAAGCGGAGAGGAAAAGACUACUAGAGAAGGCAAAGACAAAAGGGCGUAAGGGAAAAAAGGAUAGUAAGGCUGCUGCAAAGGGAACUCCACAGCAUCGCCAAUCACAGCAUCAAAACUCUCAGCAAGGUACCUCGGCCGAUCAGAGCCAUAGUCGGGGAACUCAAAGUGAAGACUAUCCAGAUGAUGAGUACGAUAAAGAGCAUGCCCAAGAUCAUCCCACCUCGACUGGAACUCAUUCUUCUCUCCGUCCAGGUGAGGUCUUGCAGACUGAUCGGGGUAGGCGUCUCAAUGGAAAUACUGGAAGAAGUAGCGAUGGCCGAACUGUGACCUGA